AUGUUGGACGCUCCGGUUGCGCCAGCUCAAACCUCCCGCAAGACCGUUCCAGGCAUCUGGAUAGACCUUCGCGCCCAUGAUGUCGACUUGUACAUUGUCAGUAACAGGCCGACCGCGCGUUGAAGCACGUGAAGAAAUACUGACUCUGUCAGGUCACCUUCGGCGGCUCUCUGCGCAAUGCGGCCCAGACCAAAGCCGACGCAGAAGCCAUGAGAGCCGCGAUCCUCGAGCGCGUCCCUGAUGCCAUCUUCCACCGCGUCGGCCUCGCAGACUUCUGCUACGGUCUUCCAGCGGGACUCGACCUCUGGCAUCCCUUCGAGUGCAGGUCAUCCUACAAAAUCACCCGCAUCGUGACCCCAGACAAGGACGAGCUGGUGAUGUGGCAGCAGGAGGCGCAGCAGGCGUGGGAGCUGGCGUGGGCGCAGGAGGCAGAGGCCCAGGAGGAGUACGCUUCGAAGCGUUUCGCCGUCCUGUGCCUGCUCUGCGGGCUCCUUGUGGGCGCUUUGGGUGUGUUCAUGUGUUUCGUGUUUGGGCCAGACGCAGCACUCCUCGCGGACUCGGCUUGCCUCUUCGUCAAGCGCCUUCUUCCCAGGCGCAUGGAGCCGGCAGAUUGA
Lecanosticta acicola is the source of this 614-nucleotide messenger RNA. Lineage: Eukaryota; Fungi; Ascomycota; Dothideomycetes; Mycosphaerellales; Mycosphaerellaceae. The record is from the annotation of a GenBank genome assembly.